Messenger RNA from Puccinia triticina, 753 nucleotides. RefSeq lists its product as uncharacterized. Bases 1 to 753 code for a protein of 250 amino acids. Gene Ontology annotation, biological process: ubiquitin-dependent protein catabolic process. Lineage: Eukaryota; Fungi; Basidiomycota; Pucciniomycetes; Pucciniales; Pucciniaceae. The record is from RefSeq and is a predicted model, not a curated record. The transcript is spliced from 6 exons. Gene Ontology annotation, cellular component: proteasome core complex, alpha-subunit complex; proteasome core complex.
AUGGCAACUGGUGGGGGCUCUUACAGCUUCUCCUUGACCACAUUCUCGCCUUCCGGUAAACUGGUCCAAAUCGAACACGCCCUCGCUGCCGUCGGUCAGGGAACCUCUAGCCUUGGAAUCAAAGCAUCGAAUGGGGUGGUGAUCGCAACGGAGAAGAAGACGGCUUCGAUCCUAGUAGACGACUCAAUAAUCGAGAAAGUCGCGAUGAUUUGUCCGAACAUUGGAAUGGUUUAUUCAGGAAUGGGGCCUGAUUAUCGGGUCUUGGUCACUCGGGCACGAAAGAUUGCACAAGCCUACUGGAAAAUUUAUGGUGAAUAUCCGCCCACACGGUUGCUCACUCAAGAGAUAGCCACCGUUAUGCAGGAAGCCACACAAUCUGGUGGUGUCCGUCCAUUCGGGGUAUCUUUAUUGAUCGCUGGGUGGGACGAACAUCGUGGAUCGACGCUGUAUCAAGUUGAUCCAAGUGGCAGUUUCUGGCCAUGGAAAGCCAGUGCGAUCGGGAAGAACAUGGUGAAUGCAAAGGCCUUCUUGGAAAAAAGAUACAAUGACGAGCUGUCGCUUGAAGAUGCGAUCCACACUGCCAUCUUGACGUUGAAGGAAGGCUUUGAAGGCCAGAUGACAGAGAAGACGAUCGAGAUUGGCGUGAUAGGAUCCGUCGGUGUCGGCGCUGAUACUAUCCAGCCCGGUGAUCGGGCCGAGCCCGUCUUCAGAAAGCUGACAGAAGCAGAGGUCAAAGACUUCUUGGCACUCUAG